Phodopus roborovskii (desert hamster) is the source of this 2719-nucleotide messenger RNA. It is a transcript of the gene Mpzl2, whose product is annotated as myelin protein zero like 2. The transcript is spliced from 6 exons. Gene Ontology annotation, cellular component: membrane. The coding region runs from base 196 to 843 and encodes 215 amino acids. Gene Ontology annotation, biological process: cell-cell adhesion. The record is from RefSeq and is a predicted model, not a curated record. NCBI's taxonomy places the organism in Eukaryota, Metazoa, Chordata, Mammalia, Rodentia, Cricetidae.
UUCCAGCGCUGCACUGGCCAGGCGGGAUGAGUCAGGACUGGCUGGCUCUGCAGUGCACCUUCCCAUAGGUGAGGGACUCGGACCUCUCUGGGGGGAAAACAGCAGUGCCUGAUCGUCCUGGCCUUGGCUUUGGCAGGGUACUGGAGCCCUGGGUCUGCCGGGUCUGGCCUUCGGGGCCACGGCUGGCUUUCCCUGAUGUAUGGUAAGAGCCCUGCGCGUGUGCUUCCACUUCUCCUGGGCUUACAGCUCACAGCUCUUUGUCCUGCAGCAGCCGUGGAAAUUUACACCUCCGGGGCUCUGGAGGCAGUCAACGGGACAGAUGUUCGGUUAAAAUGCACUUUCUCCAGCUUUGCCCCUGUGGGCGAUGCCCUGACAGUGACUUGGAAUUUCCGUCCUCGAGAUGGGGGCCGCGAGCAGUUUGUGUUCUACUACCACAUGGAUCCCUUCAGACCCAUGAGUGGACGGUUCAAGGACCGGGUGGUCUGGGAUGGGAACCCUGAACGGUACGAUGUCUCCAUCAUCCUCUGGAAGCUGCAGUUCGAUGAUAAUGGGACAUACACCUGCCAGGUGAAGAACCCACCUGACGUUGAUGGUCUGGUAGGGUCAAUCCGGCUCAGCGUGGUACACAAUGUGCCCUUCUCUGAGAUCUUCUUCCUGGCUGUGGCCAUUGGCUCUGCGUGUGUAGUGAUGAUCAUAGUAGUAAUUGCUGUGGUCCUCUUCCAGCACUUCCGGAAAAAGCGAUGGGCGAAAAGGGCUGAUAAAGACGUGGAGAUAAAAUCAAAAGAAGAGGAAAAACUCAAACAAGAGAACAAGGCCUCCAUUUAUUUGGAAGAAUCAGACUAACACUGUGAGGAAGCCGAGGAUUUUCAAGGACAACAUUAAUACCCCUUGAAGUCAAUGGAAACUUUUCCAGUGAUGACCUCUCAUCCCGAAAGUUCUGCUGCACAAACCUGCCUAGAUGAGCAACGCCCCUGCUGAGCAGCUUAGGGCUCUUCCUGAGCAGACGCCACUCGACUUGUGUAUACCUUCAUUACUAGGGUUUUACCUAAUUCCGGAGUACAAAUGUGUAGUAGCCUUUGCAAACUGGGAAGUUACGUUUUUGUCCAUCCACAUGCAUUAUGGAGAAUGGCUACUGUACUCUUGUGUUUAUUGGCAUGAAAGGGCAGAAAUGCCAGCUAGCCUGACUGCCAGGACAUUUCUUCUCACAUUUUAAUUUCUUUAGAACAGCAUAGGGGUAUGCUAAAGGGUCUGGAGAGGUGGCUCAACCUUUAGUAGUACUUGUUGCAUCUACAUGGUGGCUCACAACCAUCAGCAACUCCAGUUAUAGAGGAUGUGACACCUUCUGGUGUCUGCAGGUACUGCAUGUUUGUGGUACAUACAUGCAGGCAAAACUCCCAUACAUAAAAUGAAAAUAAAUUAAAUCACAAAAAGGUGAGCUAAACCUACCAGACAUUUUUGAUUAAAAGCAAACUCCAAAUUCACACCGGAAGUCUGAUUUUCAUGUCUGUCUUUAAGUAACAGACACAUCCUAUUUAACUGAAUUUGUUCAGUAUCCUAGAUUAAUGACAAUACAAAGUUUAUAGGUGACAGCACAAGUCUAAGCAUAGUAACUACAAAAGAUCACGGGAAUACCAGUAUACCGCGAAUGUCACCAGGAAGAAUUGCUCAUCGCCAUUUUUAUGAUUUAUUUUUCCACAAGUUCUCACUAUGUAUCACUGGCUGGUCUAGAACUAGCUAUUUAGAGCUGGCCUUAAAGCUAGAGAGUCCUCCUGCCUCAGCUAUCAAGGGUUGGGAUUAAAGGUGCACCACGACAUCCAGCCUCACUGCAGGUCUGUACUGAAUACAGAGCUUACCGUGUUCCCCAUCCCUCAGCAGAACCCAUGCUCAUUCAAAGACUGGAACCCUUAAGCUGUUUAUUGGAAGACUUUGUGAUACUUUUGGUGUGUGAACACACGCUAGAACAACAUUGUUCGGGGUCUAUAGUUACUUGUUGUGUGCACAGGUCAGAACAACAUUGUUUGGAGGACAGUGAACAUCUGAAAGUUUAGGCCACAUUACAAUGUGAUGUUUUAGUCCUCAUUAGACUGGGCUGCACAGAUUAUUUCUUUUAACACACUGGAAUUUCCAAUAGAGUAUAUUCCUUGACACAGGAUCUUGACUUCUUACUCGGUCUUUAAAUCAAAUUGGCAUAAUUUACAUAUGAAUCUGCCCUUGAAAUUUACUCCAUACCUCUCAUUCUGCAUUUUAUACUGCCUUUAAAAAGUUUUGUUGUUUUGUGUUCUCUCUUAAUUAAGACAGGAUCUGUUUGUAGACUUCACUGUUCUGGGACUCACUUUGUAGACCAGGCUGGCCUUGAACUCAUAGAGAUCCCACUGCCUCUGCCUCCCUAGCGCUGGGAUUUAAGGCAGGGUGCCACCACAUCUUUUUGAUACCCAGUUUUUAACUACAAGUUAGAUCUAUAUUUUCUCCUGUUCUUUGUAAUUCACCAUUGUGAAUAUUAACAACUGGAUGUUUCUUUAAAUGAUGGCCCGUGUAUGUUUCAUACGUGUAAGGAAGUAGUUAAAAACUUCUCCAGCAAACUUGCACCUUGUGUCUUGUCUGAAUACUCAUUGGGUAUCACAGCCUUGUUCAGUGUCUCCUUCGUAAGAGCACUUUUGUACUGUAAUUUAUUUUUUAUUAUGCCUGAAACAUUGUGUAAAUAAACCCUUAGUAAUAAAAA